UCCUACCGCUUCACCAGCUGUGUUUUUAGAACUGAAAACACAAAGAGCAUUUAAAGUACAGGCUUGGUUAGGGAUACGUUGUUGGUGAGCGCUUGAAGAGGAUUUCAUUAUAAAAACAAUUAAUUGUUCCAUUAGAGUUUUUGUAUGUGUAGAAGAAUUGUUAGAGUGCCUGGUUCUCCACAUGUAUCAAUAGUUACCCUUUUAUUUAUCAGUUUGAUGAACAUCUGAAAAGAAAUGGGUCCUCGUACAGCAGACAGUACUUCUAAGAAUGAAAAAGCCACUAAGAGUGGGAGCUGUGUUGGUCCAGCAAGACCCAGGCUAAGAAGCAGCAGCGAUGGAAGCAUUUACACCAGAAGAACAGUUGGUGACCGCAGUUCUUUCUCUUCCCUCACACUCUCCAACCCUAAAUCAGUCCUGAGAAGACCAGUGAGCACAGAGGAACUGCAAACACCAGGCGGCCCCUACAUUAAGAAAACAUUCACAAUUGUGGGUGAUGCAGUGGGAUGGGGGUUUGUGGUUAGAGGAAAGCAGCCAUGCUACAUUCAGGCUGUGGAGCCAUUUGGUCCAGCUGCUGCUGCUGGGAUGAAGGUACGACAGUUUGUGGUCUCUGUGAAUGGUCUCAAUGUUCUCGAUCUGGACUACAGGACAGUCAGCCACCUGAUCCUCACUGGACCCAGAACUGUAGUGAUGGAGGUGAUGGAGGAAAGAGACCACUGGGGAGAAGAAGAAAUGCAAUUUACUCAAGAAUCAAACUAGAGAAUAGUUACCAUGUGUUGAGAGGCAGGAUAGGUUCUUUUUAGAUUACAGGUUUGAAUCAACUUUGUAGCGCAGUAUUUUAACAAAGACGCAUGGGAUCUUGUGUUAUGAAAAUUAGAAAAUUCAGUCUUAGAUGAACACAUCGGCCAAUUCACCAACAACCUGAUGAUUUAGUCCAAGAGUUCAAUUAUUGUCAUUUAUGGCAUUAAGAAUUGGUACAAUGUUUAAAUUCAAGCCUUAAAAUUGUUGGAACGGGUUCUGCAGAAGAAUGAAAUGCAUUGUAUUUCACUGGCAGCUAAAAGGUUAUUGGAAUAUCUGAAACAAUAAAUAGCUCAUAUGUCUUUAAAUGGGUUGAAAAUGUUUUUUAAAAAAUCAAUCAAGUUUAUUUGUAUAACACAUUUCAGCUACGAGGCAGAUCAAAGUGCUUUAUAUCAUGAAAACAUAAAAACAUAAUAAGCACCUCAAUUUUGACAAAAAAGACAUCUGUGUCUGACAAAAAUGUGAGCAAUAGGUGAAAACAGUAUGCAUGCCUCAGCAAAAAUGUAUUGUUUUAAAACUAGAACUGCUCCAAUUGAAAAUUGGUUAUUUAAAAGCUUGUAAAGUGCCUUAAAACGUGUCCUACAAAGUCACAUUGGGUUGUUAGGAAAAAUUCAGAAAUAAUUCCACCUAUCUUGUGUUUCCCUUUUCAACAUACCAGCAUAUGUGCCUUAUGAGCCUAUUUCACCUCCUUGCAACUGUUAGACAACCCAUCUGAGCCAACACACAGCACAGCAUUUAUGGUUGCAGUUAUCAUUUGAGUAUCUUCGAGUUUAAGUCAGGAUCUAUCUGAUGUGUCAUUUGACCUAAAUAGUUUUUAAACCUGAUUUAAUUUGGUUCAUCAUAAUUUCUACCUAUUAAAUGCUAACCUCAGUGUCCAUGGGAGGAUAUAUUGAAAACAUAUUCUGGAAUUAAUCGUGCUGUUCUCUUUCCUUUUCUGAGGUUACUUGGACUUUAAACUCUGCCACUUUACUGCCUGUCUGUUCACAAACCCAGUAUCAACAGAAGGAACAUUUCCACUGAUCUGCUCACACAAAAACAUGUCUGGCCACAAAAAAAACACCCCUCUACGGCCUCCCCUGAUUGUGUUUGUCUUUCCAUCCACAACAUUCUGAUUCCCA
This is a messenger RNA of Xiphophorus maculatus (southern platyfish), 1913 nucleotides long. RefSeq names its product DEP domain-containing mTOR-interacting protein-like. Gene Ontology annotation, molecular function: protein binding. NCBI's taxonomy places the organism in Eukaryota, Metazoa, Chordata, Actinopteri, Cyprinodontiformes, Poeciliidae. The transcript is spliced from 5 exons. The record is from RefSeq and is a predicted model, not a curated record. Bases 235 to 756 code for a protein of 173 amino acids.